Messenger RNA from Ilyonectria robusta, 2055 nucleotides. RefSeq lists its product as uncharacterized. Gene Ontology annotation, biological process: spliceosomal complex assembly; mRNA splicing, via spliceosome. Bases 1 to 2055 code for a protein of 684 amino acids. The transcript is spliced from 2 exons. Gene Ontology annotation, molecular function: protein binding. Gene Ontology annotation, cellular component: post-mRNA release spliceosomal complex; U2-type catalytic step 2 spliceosome; Prp19 complex. The record is from RefSeq and is a predicted model, not a curated record. NCBI's taxonomy places the organism in Eukaryota, Fungi, Ascomycota, Sordariomycetes, Hypocreales, Nectriaceae.
AUGUCGCAGCACUCGUCGCGCAAGAUGGAGUCGUCGAGGGGCCCCCCGAGGGUCAAGAACAAGGCCGCCGCGCCCGUUCAGAUCAGCGCCGAACAGCUACUCCGCGAAGCCGUCGACCGACAGGAAGUUGAUCUCCAGCCCCCGACCCAGCGGUUUGCCGAUCUCGAGGAGCUCCAUGAGUACCAGGGCAGGAAGCGCAAGGAGUUUGAGGACUAUGUGCGACGAAACCGGGUCAACCUCAACAAUUGGAUGCGCUAUGCGGGAUGGGAGCUGGAACAAAAGGAGUUUGCGCGUGCGCGAUCCGUCUUCGAGCGCGCACUCGAUGUGCAUCCCAACUCGGUUCCACUCUGGAUUCGAUACAUCGAGUCGGAGAUGAAGGCGAGAAACAUCAAUCAUGCCCGGAACUUGCUCGAUCGUGCCGUCACGCGCCAGCCGCGAGUCGACAAGCUAUGGUAUAAAUACGUCUACAUGGAGGAGAUGCUCGGCAACGUCCCCGGAACCCGACAAGUCUUCGAUCGUUGGAUGCAGUGGCAGCCAGAUGAGGCGGCAUGGAGCUCAUACAUCAAGCUCGAGAAGCGAUAUGGCGAGUUCGACCGGGCCCGUGACAUCUUCCGGACCUUCACUAUGAUUCACCCAGAGCCCCGGAACUGGAUCAAGUGGGCCAAAUUCGAGGAGGAGUACGGUACCAGCGACCUCGUUCGGGAAGUUUUCGGGACCGCAGUGGAGGCUUUGGGCGAUGAAUUUGUUGAUGAGAAGCUGUUCAUCGCGUACGCCCGUUUCGAGGCUAAACUGAAGGAGUACGAGCGAUCCAGGGCGAUUUACAAGUAUGCCCUCGAUCGCCUACCGCGAUCCAAGUCAAUGAUCCUCCAUAAGGCCUACACGACAUUCGAGAAGCAGUUUGGUGACAAAGACGGCGUUGAAGAUGUCAUUCUGUCGAAGAGGAGAGUGUACUACGAGGACCAGGUCCGAGAGAACCCCAAGAACUACGAUGCUUGGUUUGACUACGCCAAGCUAGAGGAGUCGUCCCAGGAUGUUGAUCGCAUCCGGGAUGUCUACGAGAGGGCCGUUGCCCAAGUCCCACCGACGCAGGAAAAGCGUCACUGGCGACGGUACAUCUACCUCUGGGUUUUCUACGCCAUCUGGGAGGAGAUGGAGGGACGAGAUGUGGAGCGGACGCGACAGAUUUACAACACUUGCUUGGGCUUAAUCCCCCACAAAAAGUUUACCUUUGCCAAAAUCUGGCUCAUGGCGGCGCAGUUUGAGAUGCGGCAAGGCGAGCUCACGGCCGCGAGGAAGCUUCUCGGCCGGGCCAUUGGCAUGUGCCCGAAGGACAAGAUCUUUAACGGCUACGUCGACUUGGAGCGCAGGCUCUUCGAGUUUGUACGGUGUCGCACAUUGUACGAGAAGCAUAUCGAGUACAACCCGGCCAACUGCCAGACGUGGAUCAAGUUCGCGGAGCUGGAGCGCGGCCUCGACGACCUGGAGCGCACGCGGGCCAUUUUCGAGCUCGCGGUACAGCAGGUGCAGCUUGACAUGCCGGAGCUGUUGUGGAAGGCAUACAUCGAUUUCGAGGAAGAGGAGGGCGAGUAUGAGCGAACACGCGAGCUCUAUGAACGGCUGCUGGAGAAGACGGACCAUGUUAAGGUCUGGAUCAGCUAUGCGCACUUUGAGCUCAACAUCCCCGAGGACGAUGAGGAUGAGGAGGCGGAGGAGGAGCAGCCGGUCAGUGAGGAGGCCAAGGCGCGAGCGCGCGAGGUGUUUGAGCGGGCGCACAAGAGCAUGCGCGACAAGGACCUGAAGGACGAACGCGUGUCGCUGCUCAACGCGUGGUUGUCGUUUGAGCGGACGCACGGCGGUGAGGAGGAUAUCGAGUCGGUGCAGAAGCAGAUGCCGCGCAAGACGAAGCGUCGGCGCCGGCUUGACGACGAUUCGUGGGAGGAGUACAUCGAUUAUAUCUUCCCGGCCGACGACCAGCAGGCCACGAAUCUGUCCAAUGUCAUGGCUCUCGCGCAGAAGUGGAAGCAGCAGACAGGCGGCGACCUGUCGGGCGCAUGA